Messenger RNA from Papilio machaon (common yellow swallowtail), 3216 nucleotides. RefSeq names its product alpha-catulin (gene alpha-Catr). The transcript is spliced from 13 exons. The record is from RefSeq and is a predicted model, not a curated record. NCBI's taxonomy places the organism in Eukaryota, Metazoa, Arthropoda, Insecta, Lepidoptera, Papilionidae. Gene Ontology annotation, molecular function: cadherin binding; actin filament binding. Gene Ontology annotation, biological process: cell adhesion; Rho protein signal transduction. Bases 129 to 2333 code for a protein of 734 amino acids.
GAGCGGGGCGGCGCGGCGCCGCAGCGACACUUGGCCCACUCGGCACGUGCGCGUCCGCGCCCGCGCUACAGCUAGCGCGUCAUCCACGCGCGAUCACCGCACGCACACUCGACGCGCGCUCGUCCGAUAUGGACACGCUCUCCGAUGACGAUGAGUACGCGCGCCGGGAGCCCCAGAUCAGUAGCCUGGUGGCGACGCGCGGCGAGGCGGCAGGUGGCGCGGCGGUGCAGCGCGUGGGCGCCGCGGUGUGCUGCGCGGUGGAGCGCUUCGUGGCGGUCGGCGAGACCAUCGCCGAUGACAACCCUGACGUGCGCCACAGCAUGGUGCUUGCCUGCAAGGAGGCUCGGGCCGCAGGUCGCGCUAUUGAGCGUGUGUGCGGCGCGGGAAGCGCGGGGGGCGCAGAGGGCACAGGCAUGGUAUGCGCGGCGAGAGCGCUACUGGCCGCCGUCACGCGCGUGCUUCUGCUCGCGGACAUGGUGGUCGUGCGGCAGCUGUUACUGGCGAAGGACAAGGUGGCACGUUCACUGGACCGUUUAGAGUCUGUUUCGAACUUCGCGGAGUUCGUGCGUGCAUUCACGGAAUUCGGUGGUGGAAUGGUGGAGCUCGCGCGGCUGACGGCAGAACGGCGCGCGGACCUGCGCGACGAGCGGCGACGUGCCCAGGUCGCCGCCGCUAGGAACGUGCUAGAACGAUCCACGCUAAUGCUACUCACAUCCUCUAAGACUUGUAUGAGGCACCCGGGUAGCGCCUCAGCGCGGGAGAACCGCGACACGGUGUUCUGUCAGAUGCGACGCGCCAUGGACCUAAUACACUACGUGGUACGCGACGGCCUACCCGGACACGAGGAGCAAUCGCACGAGGCGGCGCAAUGGGAGGCGGGUACCGCUUUGGGCGCGCUGCGCGGGUUGACGGCGCAAGUGCGGACGGCGCGCGCGCGAGGCGGCGCUGACGCAGCCAGGAGGCGGGCUCUCGCCAGCACUUUACGAGCCCUAGUCGAGAGGACACACGACUUCACUGACUCCGCAUACACCUCGCAUGACCACAGACAAAGGAUAUUAGCACUCGCCGAGAGGAUAGCCUACGAGCUAGAAAGGCUAGUUGCGGUUGCUGUAUCUAUGGAGGAGCAGGGUGUCGGUGUAGGCGGAGGCGCGGCGCUGGAGAGCGCGUGCGCAGGCGCGGCUGGCGCGGCGGGAGAUCUGGAGCGCGCACUGGUAGCGGCGGCGCGGGAUCAGGCGCGAGACCUGCCCCCUCUGGCCGACGACGCGCGCCGCCUGGCCGCAGACCUCGCCUACAUAGGUAACCCCCCGCGCCCCAUAGCGAGCAGCGGCGAAUCUGAGAGACUGCACAACAUAGCCAGCAGGCUGCACGAGCAAUUAGACCAUAUCAUAGAGGUAUGCAAACUCCUCCGGCAUAUAGCGAUGUCGGAAACCCUUCAAGUUAGCGCGAAAUUCGCGGAGAUCAACCUGAGGAUAUACGGUCCGCAAGUGGUGACGGCAGCGCGCACGCUCGCAGCGCAUCCCGGCAGCGCGGCUGCAAGGGAAAACCUCGACGUGUUCGUCGACAUGUGGGCUUGGCUGCUGAGCGAUGCCGCACGACUGGCUAAGGAACUCCUCGAUCUCACAGAUGACAGACCAGACAAACAACAGUACAGCAGUUUACCAAGGCCAGGGAAACAUGGUACAACCAGUAAACCACUGAAAGCUGUGCGGCUAGAUUCAGAUGAACAAGCUAAAAUCGCCAAAUCGGGGCUGGAGAUGAAAAUGAUGUCCUCUGAGAUGGACGCUGAGACUGAAAAAUGGCAGGGAGCUGAUGAAAACAAUGACAUUGUGAAGAGAGCGAAAAAUAUGUCUUCCAUGGCCUUCGCUAUGUACCAAUUUACGAAAGGCGAGGGCCGACUAAAUACGACGCAGGACCUCUUCACGCAAGCGGAGUACUUUGCAGAAGAAGCCAAUAGACUGUAUAAAAUAGUUCGACAAUUCUCAUACCAGGUCCCAGCGGGUACAAUGAAGAAGGAAUUGUUAGAACACUUGGACAAGGUGCCGACGUACGUGCAGCAGCUACAGUUCACAGUAAAGGAGCCGACGGUGGGGCGCGCCGCUACAUUCAGCAAGGUCGACAAUGUCAUCCAGGAGACCAAGCACCUCAUGAACGUCAUCAGCAAAGUCGUCACCACCUGUUUCGACUGCGCAAAUAAGUACAAACUGGACUUCACUGGUCUGUCUGCGGGCGGCGCGGGGUCGGGCGCGGGCGGACGGGCGCGGGAUGAGGACACGGCGGGCGGCGGCGGCGGCGACGCCAAGCCUGGCGGCAGCUCUUCCGACACGGCCAUGUGACAGUACGGCAUGGGCCGGCGCGGCAAGGGCGACGCGCGCCGGACCAGGGUCAGCUUCCUCUUGUUCUAAAGGCUUAAACGUCUUGGACUCGUCGCCUUGGGUCGGACGGACAAACGCUGGCGGUUCGCUCACAUCGAAUCCGUUGCCUAUUACCAAAAUUGGUACGUGCCUUCAUUUUACUAUAUUUGCAAUCUUGCUAGUCAAUCAUAGUAAAGACUUUGAUUUGAUACAUCGUCGCUAGAAUCACAUGAUAAAAUUCAAAUGAUAAAAGAUGGUUUUAGAAUGUACAUGUAAUUCACCAGAAGCGACUGUUAAAUACCGUAAAGAUCAAAGUAGGUGUGAUAUCAAUGAUGAACACAUCAAAUUGAUCGAUUAUACCUAAAAGUAAUAAAUACUUCUUUCUUGACGUAUGAGAUAUAUUAGACCUACUAUAGGGUUACAUUUUUCUGAAGCGAUUCCUGGCGUUUGUCCUUUUUCGACCGAUUUGCUGGUAAUCCAUUGAACUGUUUGCAAAUAAACUGAUUUGAUGGGUUACAGCAAAUUCAAUGAUUAGUUUUAUUAUGAUGAUUAGUGCGAUAGACAGAUAAAGCUUCGGCAGACCACUUGCGACACACAAAGCAUACAUAUAUGUACGUAAUGCUGACGCCAAUUAAAAUAAGGUACUUGUUUAUUUCGUUUUUGUAUUUACAAGCGUAAAAAUACGAUGUAAUUAUCAGUUCACGUAUUACCAAAUUCAAUCUUUUGUACUUCUAGUUUAAGUAGCGAUCAUGUUAGACGUUAGGACUUACAUCACUAUGACAUGCCUCGUAAUAAAUUGUGAUCAUUAAUUAAUGAGUGAAAACGUACAAUAAUCAAUAUUUGUUACAUUUUAAUGUUACACAUU